CUGCACCAGGACAUAGGGACACCAUGGCCACAAAGUCCCAUCCCUCCCUCACCCCAUUUGGCUCAGCUCUGGCAGGCGCACUGGGAUCAGUCUUUGCAAACUCGUGCGCACCCCGGCUCGCCUCUCGUUAUGUGCUCACCCUAGCUGUAGCCUGGUGUACCCCCUAGACAUUGCAAAGACCCGUCUCCAGGCCAUUGACGACCCCCUAGCUGAUCUUGAGCCUGACGCAGAACCCGACCCUGCGGCCACCCCAUUCGAGGAGAAGACCCAGGAAGUCCAAGACCAGAUCCUUGACGCAAAGGCCAAGAAGCAAAAGAAGAGGGAGCAGAUUGAGCGACUUCGACGAGUUCUGGGGAAGAGGUUGAGAAAGUGGGGAAUGUUGACGAUGUUGUUGAGGAUUGUGCAUACUGAGGGUUGGAAGGGAGCUUUCCAUGGAUUUGGGGCGACUAUGAUCGGGACAUUCUCCAUGCAGUUUGCCUAUUUCUUCUUCCACACAUUCCUUCGAAAGACUUAUUCGGCUCGCCUCUCCUCCUCCACCGCUCACCUUUCGACAUCUACCGAGCUUCUCCUCGGCGCCCUCGCCGGUGCUCUCGCACAGAUAUUCACCAUCCCCGUUGCGGUCAUCGCUACUCGUCAGCAAUUAUGGGACCCUCCUUCCCAGCCUGCCAUCUCUGACAAGCAGGCGUGGCAAGACAACAGUCCGAGCUUGCUCGAUACUGCCCGAGAGGUCAUCCAAGAAUCGGGAAUCACGGGGCUGUGGACGGGACUCAAGCCUUCGCUGGUGCUCACUGUGAACCCGGCAAUCACUUAUGGUGUAUUCGAAAGGUUAAAGACUUGGAGGCUGGCAGCGAAUGCCAAGGCUGGGAGGGGCGGGCCCAAUUUGAGUGCGGCGGAAAGCUUUUGGCUUGGCGCGGCGAGCAAGACGUUGGCCACUGUUGUCACCUAUCCUUACAUCUUUGCUAAGGUAAGGCUGCAGGCCAAAAGCGUCGAGACGGUCCCCCUCGCCAAAGAAAUCCAGAAGGGUGACGCGCCCUCGUACGCAGACAUGGCCAAGAGCUCCCCCUCUGAAGGUUCUACCGUGCUUGUGGAGCACCCUACGUCCCCUUCCCAAGUAGAAGAAGGCGAGAAUCAAGCGAUCAAACCCAUCGAGGCAGUACGGGAGAUUGAGGCCGAGCGCCCCCAUCCGCACCCCCCUGCACACCAUUACAGGGCUGCUAUCCCACUUUUGAAGGCAGUCUAUGCCGAGAAAGGUAUCAAGGGACUGUACCAAGGCUUGGGUCCUCAGAUACUCAAAGCUGUUCUCUGUCAAGGAAUUCUUUUCGUGUCCAAGGACCAUUUCGAGAGUUACGCUUGGAUGUUGAUCGUUUUGUUCUCCCAGCUUAGAGCCAAAGUAGGUAGCAGUCAGAGAUAAUUGAUAGGACAUGAUGCAUGUACGACUACACGC
Messenger RNA from Cryptococcus amylolentus CBS 6039, 1444 nucleotides. RefSeq lists its product as hypothetical. The record is from RefSeq and is a predicted model, not a curated record. Lineage: Eukaryota; Fungi; Basidiomycota; Tremellomycetes; Tremellales; Cryptococcaceae. The transcript is spliced from 4 exons. Bases 377 to 1411 code for a protein of 344 amino acids.